This is a messenger RNA of Equus quagga, 522 nucleotides long. Its product is annotated as mammaglobin-A-like. Gene Ontology annotation, biological process: androgen receptor signaling pathway. NCBI's taxonomy places the organism in Eukaryota, Metazoa, Chordata, Mammalia, Perissodactyla, Equidae. The transcript is spliced from 3 exons. The record is from RefSeq and is a predicted model, not a curated record. The coding region runs from base 71 to 352 and encodes 93 amino acids.
UACUCCCCACCAGAGUGAGUCCCUUCAUCCCUGCCACGUCAGAGACCAGCGAACAAUAGCUGCUUCCAUCAUGAAGCUGGUGACGGUCCUCAUGCUGGUGGCCUUCCCACUUUACUGCUAUGCAGGAUCUGGCUGCCAACUUCUUGAGGAUGUGGUUGAAAAGACAAUUACUGCUGAACUGUCUCCAGCUGAAUAUGUAGAAGCCAUUCAAGAGUUCAUACCGGAUGAAGCCACUGAGAAGGCUGCAAUACAACUGAAGCAGUGUUAUCUCAAACAGUCAAACGAAACUCUGAACGAUUUCAGAAAGAUGAUGAAUUCAAUGUACAAUAGUGCAUACUGUGCACUAUUUUAACUUUCCACAAGACCUUUGGCUCAGAGGACUACAGAGAAUGGUCAGAAAAAGACUGUCAACUGCUAUAAACCACAAUUUUACUUUCUUUUUUUGCUUUUGACCUAAAAACUGCAAGACAACUGUUGAAACCUCAUUUACAUUUUCAUUUCAAUAAAGUAUCUGCAAAACUA